Molecule: messenger RNA, 1068 nt
Organism: Lodderomyces jiufengensis
Lineage: Eukaryota; Fungi; Ascomycota; Pichiomycetes; Serinales; Debaryomycetaceae
Exons: 1
Coding region: 1-1068 (355 amino acids)
Biological process (GO): magnesium ion transport
Cellular component (GO): membrane
Molecular function (GO): magnesium ion transmembrane transporter activity
Source: RefSeq, a predicted model, not a curated record
AUGGAUGAUAAAUAUAUAGGAUUGGCAUUAGCUAUGUCAUCUUCAUUAGCUAUUGGUACAUCUUUUAUAAUAACGAAAAAGGGUCUUAUGGAUGCAUCAGCAAGAUCUUCAUCAACAAAUGUUCAACCAUCAGAUUAUUUACAAAAUCCAAUAUGGUGGGGUGGUAUGAUAACAAUGGCUUUAGGAGAAAUUGCUAAUUUUGCUGCUUAUACUUUUGCUCCUGCUAUUUUGGUGACACCAUUGGGUGCAUUAUCCGUUAUUAUUGGAGCUGUUUUAGCCGCGAUUUUUUUAAAAGAAGAAUUGGGGACUUUAGGUAAAAUGGGUUGUGCUAUAUGUUUGAUGGGAAGUGUUAUUAUAGUAUUACAUGCACCUCCUGAUAAAGAAGUUGAAACAGUUGAUGAAAUAUUAAAUUAUGCUACUCAGCCUGGUUUUUUAUUUUAUUGUACAAUUGUUGGAUUAUAUUCUUUAUUUAUGAUUUAUAAAAUUGUUCCAAAAUAUGGUCAUACUAAUCCAAUGAUUUAUUUAUCUAUAUGUUCAUCAGUUGGUUCAAUAUCUGUUAUGUCCAUUAAAGCAUUUGGUAUUGCAUUAAAAUUAACUUUAGGAGGUAAUAAUCAAUUUACUCAUAUUUCUACAUAUUUAUUUUUAAUUGUUGUUGCUAUUUGUAUUAUAACUCAAAUGAAUUAUUUUAAUAAAGCUUUAGAUAAAUUUGAUACAUCAAUUGUUAAUCCAUUAUAUUAUGUUACUUUUACAACAUUUACAUUAGCUGCAUCAUUUAUAUUAUUUAAAGGUUUUAAUACUUCUUCUGCUGUGGAUAUAAUAUCAUUACUUAUAGGAUUUUUAAUUAUUUUCAGUGGAGUUUAUUUAUUAAAUAUAGCAAGAAAAGAUGAUGAUGAUGGUGAAGCAAGACAUAGAGAAUUAUUUGGAGUUCAUACUAGUAAAGAUAUGGGACCAUUAGAUAAUGGUGUAGGAUCAUUUUCAACUGUUAGAAGAUCUAUGCAAUUACGUAGAGGAUCAGAUGCAGAAGAACAAGUAGCAUUAAGAAGAGUAGAUAGUUUUGAAAUAGAAUAA